Messenger RNA from Anneissia japonica, 9934 nucleotides. Its product is annotated as protein eyes shut homolog. Gene Ontology annotation, molecular function: calcium ion binding. Gene Ontology annotation, cellular component: protein-containing complex; plasma membrane. Gene Ontology annotation, biological process: establishment or maintenance of epithelial cell apical/basal polarity; heterophilic cell-cell adhesion. The transcript has 25 exons. NCBI's taxonomy places the organism in Eukaryota, Metazoa, Echinodermata, Crinoidea, Comatulida, Comatulidae. The coding region runs from base 202 to 7734 and encodes 2510 amino acids. The record is from RefSeq and is a predicted model, not a curated record.
GUAUUAUUCGCUAGCCCGCUUCAAUGCCGCAACAUCAACGACUGUGCACCAAACCCAUGUCUCAAUGGAGCAACUUGUUUAGAUGGGAUUCAAGACUACACUUGCCAAUGUACAAUAGAGUUUAAUAAAGGUAAGAACUGCUCAAUUCCCAAUUACUGUAUACCAAACCAGUGCUUGAAUAACGGACAGUGUAACGAUGGGAUGAAUGGCUUCAACUGCUCAUGCGCUCCAGGAUACACUGGGAAUUUAUGUGGAUUAGAAAUUGAUGAAUGCGACAGCGGGCCGUGCCUGAACAAUGCAUUCUGUGUUGACCAAAUCGCAGGCUACAUUUGUCAGUGUCGUCCAGGUUUUACUGGCUCUGAUUGUGAAAUAGACAUAGAUGAGUGUGCCUCCUUCCCGUGUCUAAAUGGAGCAACCUGCACUGACUUUGUGAAUGGCUAUACUUGUUCAUGCGCCCCAGGAUGGACAGGUACUUCUUGUGCAACGAACAUUGAUGAAUGCCAAAGUAACCCAUGUCGUAAUGGCGCAAUCUGCAUCGACCAGGUUAAUGCUUACUUCUGCCAGUGUAUGCCUGGCUGGGAGGGUGUCAUUUGUAGUCAGGAUGUGAACGAGUGCCUCUCUGUGCCUUGCCUUAAUGGUGCAACCUGCUCGCACGCAAUAAACUUUUACUCAUGUUCGUGCGCCCCAGGAUGGAGUGGUAAUAACUGUGAGCAAGAUAUUAACGAGUGUCUAUCGGUACCUUGUCAAAAUGGGGCGUUGUGUAUUGAUGGAAUUAAUUCAUAUACUUGCCAAUGUUCUGAAGGGUACGAGGGCCGAGUCUGUGAUAUAAACAUUAAUGAAUGCGCAUCAUUUCCUUGCUUGAAUGCUGGAACAUGCAUUGAUCGCAUCAAUGGUUAUUUAUGCCAGUGCCCAUCUGCAUGGAAAGGACUUCUUUGCGAAACUGAGGUGGACGAGUGCGAAUCAUCUCCUUGUCGGAAUUCAGGGACUUGCAAUGAUUUCAUUGGUUACUACACAUGCACCUGUUUGUCUGGCUUUGUUGGAACAAUCUGCGAGAUUGAUGUUGAUGAGUGCUUUAGUGCGCCAUGUUUAAACGGGGCCGUAUGCAAUGAUUUUGUCAACGCAUAUGUCUGCACGUGUGCAUCUGGAUUUCAGGGUAACAUCUGUGAGAUUGACAUCAAUGAAUGUGCAUCGUUUCCUUGCUUAAACGCUGGUACCUGUCUAGAUAUCGUUAAUGGUUACCAAUGCGCUUGUUCUUCUGGCUGGACUGGCGCAAGAUGCCAGGAAGAAAUAGAUGAAUGUGAUUCAAAUCCGUGUCAGAAUGCCGGAACAUGUGUUGAUCGUGUUGACGGCUUUUUCUGCAGCUGUGCAGCUGGAUUUGAAGGUUACCGGUGUGAUGUUGAUAUCGACGAAUGUGUUACUAAUCUGUGUCAGAAUGGUGCAACAUGCAUUGAUGGGAUUAACUCAUACUCCUGUCAGUGUCCACCGGGAUGGGAAGGUGACUUCUGCCAGCAGGACCUCAACGAAUGUCUUUCAGAUCCAUGCGAGAACGGCGGUACGUGUUUCAACCGUGAGAAUGGCUUUGUGUGCCAGUGCACUUCAAACUUCCAAGGUACAACCUGUGUUGAGGAUGUAAACGAGUGUCUCACUGCAUUCCCAUGUAAUCCCACUCGAACAUCCUGGUGUAAUAACACAUACGGUGAUUUCUCUUGCGUGUGUAAUUCUGGCUUUUCCGGAAAGAUAUGCGAUGUAGAUGUAAAUGAGUGUGAUAGCAGCCCAUGCUUCUUUGAUGGAACAUGCAUCGACCUUGAGAAUGGCUACCGUUGUGAAUGCGGUGAGGAGUUUCUAGGAGAACGUUGUGAGGCUGUCUUGCGUAAUUGCAACUUUAAUCCUUGCGGACAAAAUUCUGUGUGUGUAGAACAUCCAACAGGUGGACACACAUGUUACUGCAUACCAGGCUACUAUGGAGAUGUGUGUCAACUACAGGCCAAUGAAUGUGGCUCUACACCUUGUCGUAAUGGAGGCACCUGUAUUGAUUUUGUCAAUGGCUAUAAUUGCACAUGCCAACCUGGUUUCGAAGGGACUAACUGUGAAAUCGACAUCAGCGAAUGUUCAAGCAAUCCGUGUGCGAAUGCUGGCAUUUGCCGGGAGACUCAACUCAAUAUGUAUGAGUGUUUAUGCCUGCAAGGGUUUGAGGGAACAGACUGCGAGAUUGACAUCAACGAGUGUGAGGUGUUCCAGCCCUGUCAGUCAUAUCAAGUCUGCAUCGAUCUCAUCAAUAAUGCUAUGUGUGAAUGUCCUGCUGGGCUUACUGGCUCCGUUUGUGAUGAGUACAUUGAUAGUUGUCAUAGCAACCCCUGUCUGAAUGGCGCAACCUGUCUUGAUGGUAAUUCUCGCUAUGAUUGUAUUUGUUCCCGAGGAUACACCGGAACCAACUGCGAAAUGGAUAUUGACAUCUGCGACCCAAAUCCUUGUUUUCAUCGAGGUACCUGUGCACCUUUUCCAUCCUCUGAGUACAACCUGGAUUUCACCUGUCUAUGUGCUGAUGGAUUCAUAGGUGCACAAUGUCAGGGUGACAUUUAUGAAUGUCGCUCUAAUCCAUGUCAGAAUGGAGGUACAUGUGUAGAACUGACUGACGGUCAGCAAGGCUUCUCUUGCGUGUGUUUCAGCGAUUUCAUCGGUGACCUGUGUGAGGUUGAUAGAUUUGGCUGCAUUUCAAACCCAUGUAUUAAUGGUGGUGUUUGUCAAGAUACAGAAACAGGUUACGAAUGCCAGUGUCCGAGUGGAUGGACGGGAGUUAACUGUGAGCUUGAUAUCAACGAAUGUCGAAGUAUCGCACCAUGUUCGAAUGGCGGCCAAUGCGUCAACUACUAUGGCACGUAUGAGUGCGCAUGUGACACACAUUGGACCGGUCAGCACUGCGAGACAGAUGUUCUUGAGUGUAACGUUCUGCCGCCAGUUUGCUUGAAUGGUGGACAGUGCAUCGAGCAGGUCGGUCUUGAUCCAGUCUGCGUAUGCGCAGAGGGUUUCACGGGACAAUUUUGCCAGGAGAACAUCGACGAGUGUGCAUCAAGCCCCUGUAGAAACGGAGCGACAUGUAAUGAUGCGAUUGCUGGUUACAUCUGUCAGUGUAUUCCUGGGUUCGAAGGUGAAACAUGCUUGGUCAAUACAGAUGAGUGUGCAUCGAAUCCUUGCACCAACGGAGCAACUUGCGCUGAUCAGCUUAAUGGAUAUUUCUGUGCCUGUCCCCCUGGUUACAAUGGCACGCAAUGUGAGGAUGACGUCAAUGACUGUUCGCCAAAUUUCUGUUCCAACGGUGCCACUUGCAUUGACCUUCUCAACACGUUUACUUGCUUGUGCAUGCCAGGUUGGGAAGGUCAGUAUUGUACGAUUGAAAUUGAUGAGUGCCAAUCAAAUCCAUGUCAGAAUGGUGCCACUUGUGUAGAUGAGGUCUAUGGCUACAACUGUCAGUGCAGAAUAGGAUACACAGGUCCAAAUUGUCAGCUUGAUGUGGAUGAAUGCGCUACUAAUCCUUGUCUAUUUGGAAUAUGUACUGAUUUCAUUGGUUUCUACACGUGUCAGUGCUUUGCUGGCUACCAAGGUUUCAACUGCACAGAUGAUAUUAAUGAAUGUGUAUCAUCCCCAUGCAAUAAUGGAGCAGUCUGCACAGAGUCGGUCGUCAAUAUGUACCAGUGUAUCUGCCCAGAAGGUGUUGUCGGUACCAACUGUGACAUAAUACAGACCGUUAGCCUAGACGGCAGCAACUACAUAACCCUUAACCCUCUGCCAAGGUUCAGCUCGUCGAACAGAAGGCGUAAGAGGGCAAUAGAUCAGAUCUCUAUUAGUUUUGAGAUGGUGACAGCAGAAUCCAAUGGAGUCCUUCUGUACACUCAGGGAAUCCAGUCUGAAGACAGAAUUGACCAUCUUGCCUUGGAGAUAUUCGAUGGAGAACUCCACUUAACAUAUAGUGACGGACACGAGACUGUUUCAGUCCUGCUCGGUGGCCAGCUGAAUGAUGCACAGGUGCACACCAUCGGUCUUUACAUAUCCAACCUUCAGGCUGUGGUGACGAUCGAUAAUGGUGGCUGUCCAUUUGGGCUGUGUACAGCUUCUGUUAUGCCGUCGUUACAACAGGGCUCCCUAGAGCUGAAUGGUCCACUGUAUAUUGGUGGCGUUGGGCCUGAUGUCACACCCUACAUACGAUCCAAGCUGUACUCUGUUAGCAGUUUCAGAGGUUGCUUUCAGGACCUCAACAUUGAUAACUUGCCAGUUAGUCUCGACUCCACAACUCCACCAUCAUUCUCUCAAAAUGCGCCCUCUACUGGCUGUUCUCUUACUGACACCUGCACCAGUAACCCAUGUCUCAAUGGAGGGCAGUGCAUCAACACAUGGCAGGGAUACAUCUGCGAGUGCGCUGUUGGGUUCAAAGGUACAACUUGUGAGGUGCAGACGACAGCCAGCUUCAGUUCAAAUUCUUUCUUGUACUUUGGUGGUACUGAUACAGUUACAGAAGUCACAUUCUUAUUCUCAUCAGCCAAUCAGGAUCCUGGAAUACUUCUUUACACAGUGUCUGGUGUUACAGCCCUGCUGACUAAAGAGGGGGCCCUUCAAGUUCAGUUACUAGAGUUGGGUGGUGUCAACUCAGUUACAUUGGGUCAAGAUCUAAACAAUGGUGAUUGGUACAGCGUUCAGCUAGCGUUACAAGUUUUUGUGUUGGAAAUCACAGUUACCAACAUUCAUACAAGUGCUCGUUACACCAAUCAGAUUAUUUCUGCACCUUUGAUAACCAUCAACAAACCAAUUUUCUUUGGGACUUUGCACACUGACCCAUCAUUGGGACCGGUUAGGAACAGCUUAGACAUCUACAACAGUUUCACUGGCUGCAUCCGUGAUUUGUACAUCAACUACGAGGAGAUUUCACUACAGAGCGCCACUCGGUUCACCAUCUCUGAUCCAUUUGUGGCCGUGGCCGGCUGUCCGAGAGAAGCAGUGUGUGUCCCAAAUCCAUGUGCAAAUGGUGGUGUAUGUGAUACAAGUUGGGGUGGCUUCUCAUGCCAGUGUCACUCCCAAUAUACCGGUAGUACUUGUGAAGAAGUCCUGGCAUUGACAUUUGAUGGAGGUCGUAGUUCAUUGCAGCUGGUUAUCGAUAGUGAACAGUUUGCUUUCGGUGAUAGAUAUGCAAUAGAAUACCGUACCCGUGAUUCCUCAGCCAUCAUAAUGCGCAUCAAUCUGUUCUCAAGCCGUGGUGGGCAAAACGACUACAUGCAGUUGGUAAUCACUAGCGACAGAGAAUUACGGUUUGAAACCAUGUUCAGUGGAGUUGAGAGCAGCUUACCUAUUACGACAAACGUAACGGAUGCGGAGUGGCAGCAGGUGUCGUGGCAGCGUGACCGCAGUAUCAUCCGUGUAACUCAUAAUGGGAAUCGUUACACACUGUUAGGGGAUUUUCCAAUGCAUACCUCAGCCCACAGCGCUGUGUCCCAAGUACUCAUAGGUGGUCUCGCAGGAGGUGAUUUGUCAACAAGCUUCCAGGGUUGCUUACGAGAUGUUGAAAUAAACCAGCAGCAGAUCCUCUACCUGGGAAGUGAUGAGCAACCAGGUGUCACAGUGACAUCCUCCAAUGUUGAGCCUGGCUGCACACCUAUAGAUUCCUGCCAGCCAGACCCAUGUUCCCAGAAUGCCAUGUGCGUUGACAUUUGGAACGCAUUCACCUGUGACUGCCUUGAUGGAUGGGAGGGUGUUGAUUGCAUUAGCAGUGUCGACGAUUGCAUUGAAAAUUUUUGUGAGAAUGGAGCAACGUGCAUGGAUGCUCACAUGAAUUACACGUGUCUGUGUUCGUCUGGCUUCACUGGAUCACUUUGCGAAACUGAAAUCAACGGAUGCGAUGGAAAUCCUUGCAACGUCAAUAGCUCGGCAUCUUGUAUUCCAGUGUUUCCUGCCGAUUUCACCUGUGAUUGUCUGCCAGGAUAUGAUGGCAAGAUCUGCGAUGUAGAUAACACACUUUGUUCACAGGGGCCAUGUCAAAACGGUGGAACAUGCGAGCAGCCGACCGAUAACUCAUUCUACGUUUGCACAUGUCCGGAUUAUUAUGAGGGAAAGAACUGUACGACCUAUAACCCAUGUUUUGUGAAUGACUGCCGGAAUGGUGCAACGUGUAUGCCCAACAGUCGCACAUACUACUGUUUAUGCCCUGAUAUUUAUCAUGGGUCAUUAUGCGAGCAUCUUGAUGCCUGCUAUGACAAUCCCUGCCAACAUGAUGGAACGUGCACGCAAGUGGGCAGUGACUACACGUGUACAUGUACUGUUCACUGGCAAGGGAAAAACUGUGAUGAUGCUAUUAAUAAGUGUAUAAACAACAUUUGCCUAAAUGGCGGGACAUGUUUUCAUGACCUCAGUAUGCCUGAAGAUAAUUUUGUUUGCGAAUGUGUUACCGGAUACUCUGGAAAUUUAUGUGAAGUUGAUAUUGAAGAAUGUUCUUCAAGUCCAUGCCAGAACAAUGCCACUUGUAUUGACAGUGCCACUGAAGGAGAACCGUUCUUCGCUGGUUAUAGAUGUCAGUGUGUUCCGGGAUAUGAUGGCAUCAACUGCAAUACUGACAUUGAUGAAUGCGCAGGCAGUAUGUGUGAAAAUGGAGGGACGUGCCAAGAUGACAUUGCUAGUUACCAGUGCAUUUGCAAGCAGUACUACAGCGGAAUAAACUGUGAAAUUGAUCUGCGUACUUGUAGUUUGAAUCUAUGUCAAAAUAAUGCUGUCUGUCUAAAUCAGCAGAAUGGUUUCACCUGCAUCUGUCCUGUUGGAUAUGGUGGUGAGUUUUGCCAAUCGGAGAUCAACACCUGUGCCACUUCACCUUGUGAAAAUGGUGGUACUUGCCGCUAUGUAGGCCCUUGUGUCUGUGCUACCCUUCCUGAAGCGGCGGUUGCAUGUGGUGAUGAUGAAGUCUGCCAACGAACUGCUUGUAGCACUGAUUCCACCUGUGGAUUGAGGCAGCAGACUUAUGAAUGUGUUUGUCCUGAUGGCUAUGAAGGCAUCAACUGUCAGCUGGACAUCAAUGAGUGUUUGCUUCCGGAUCCUGUAUGUCUGAACGGUGCCAUCUGUACCAACUCUGAUGGUGGAUUCGCCUGCGAUUGCACAGGUACUGGAUUCACUGGAAUUUUAUGCUCUCAAAAUAUCAACGAAUGCCUCUCCCAACCAUGUCAGAAUGGUGGAGAUUGCAUUGACAAUGUUCCAUUGAACGAUACACCAUUCUUCCGAUGUCGCUGCGCAUUAGGAUACAUUGGCAUCCUUUGCGAGAAUGAAGAUAAUGAGUGUGUAAGUGAUCCUUGUGAACAUAACGGAACAUGUCGAGACCUUGUAGGCUCGUAUCAAUGCAACUGUAGUAAUACAGGUUUUUCAGGAGUGAAUUGUCAGGAGGAUGUUGAUGAAUGUUUUCUACAAAUGGACUCUUGUGAGAACUUGUCACAGUGUCGGAAUCGUGCUGGCAGUUAUACAUGUGAAUGUAGUGAAGAUUUUGAAGGAACCUUGUGCCAGGUAGCCAUUACUCGAACCUCCACUGCAGCCAUCAUUGUUCCUAUUUUCAUCAUCCUUAUCCUCAUCAUCGUAGCUAUCCUCUUGGUUUACCGACACAUGAAAAACUCACGCAAGAUGAAAGGCAAGUACAAUCCAUCAAAGGCAGAGCAAGAGGCAGGAGGAAUAUCUUUGGCAGCUUUUGACAUGGACAGCGAUGAACGACUUAUCUGAAUGUUUGGUUUUUUUAAGGUGGAAUUCUCAAGAAUUUGCAAAUCAUUCCGAUACAGACAUUCCAGUGCAUUACCAUGUGUUGGUAUGAUGUAUGAAGAUUGGGCUUGAAAAAAAGAUAGUGUAACAAUAAAUAUUGUUAUUUAUGUUAAUGUCAAACUCUGUCAGAUGUUUGUCAGACUCAAGUUGAACAUUGUGCAACUGCCAUCAGACAUUGUAAGACACAUUAUGUUUGAUCUGAAACAAACAUAGACUACAAUUUUGUUUGUCUCUUGGGAUAUCUGGCCGACAAAAAUAUAAUAGCAUUAUCAGGCAUCUGAUAAAAGUCGUCUGACAAACAAAAAUCUGAAUGUGUAUUUCAGAAUUUAAAAGAAAUAUUUCAAAUAUUUUUGAUAUAUACAAACCAUUGAUCUGGUGAUAUUUGCUUAGUUUGUUUUUGGUUGUAGGGGGAGAAGGAAGAGUUAUCUCCCUUAGAUUACUGGAUGUGCAAUGCGUCUUUGAAGUUUGUAUGUUUCCAAUUCCAGGAUUUUUAUAAAUACAAUUAAUUGAUUUAUACUAUAUGACUUAAUAGAAUUUUAACAGAGAUUUGUAUAUAACAAUAUUUGUAAAUAAGAUUUUUUUUUUGUAUAACUAUAGAAAAUAAUAGUUGUGUAGCCAUGAACAAAUCAAUGCAGAAUACAUUUGUUAUUAUUCUGAGAUUAAAAUAAUGCCUAUGGUACAGAGGGCUUUCUACUUCAUUCUUUGCAAAUUGAAUAUUUUAAAGAUGGCUUUAUUUGAUUUUUCAAAGAUGGAUUUGUAUAUUUAAUUCAAAAUACCUUGAUUUUAAACCAAAUAAUAUUCAUUUUAGUACGGCAGUUUGAUGUAUUUGUAUUUAUGUUAAUAUUGCCGUCCAAAUUGUGAUUGUAUUAUUAAUAUUUACCGAAUGUAAGUAUUCUACGGGGCGCUAUAGAGUAUGAUAAUCUAAACAUUUCUUGAUAUUUUUCGUGUGUUGGUUCGUGCAUGGUAAUAGUAAUAUCUCCUUAGUGCGUUUGACGUCACUCCAGUUGUAAGUACUACACUUUAAUUUUAUACACAUCUUCUUGAUGGAUGAGACAGCCUUCUACAAAGUGGUUUGGGUUCAAGAGCUAAGCUGUCAUCAAUUCUCAAUAAUAUAAAAAAAAAAUAUUUUUAGAAUUUUUUUUUACCUAAAUCCAGGACAAGCAAUAAAUUUCACAUUCUAAAUGUAAACGUUUUAAAAUGCUUGUACGGGCUGACCAGAUUUAAUGGAAUUUUGAGGGAUAGUGUUGCUGCGGCAACAUUCUAUAUGCCGUAUAGAUUUUUAAAUAUUUUUUUAAUUAUUUACGUUUCACCUCUUGUUCAUGUUUAUGCUCAAAAUACUGUAUAUGAAAUUGGCGCAUUAUAAAUUCUUGAGUAUUAUUAUUAUUAUUGGUAUUAUUAAUGUUUAUAAUAUUAUUAUUUUUGCUGUUAUUAUAUUAUUUUUAGAUUAUUAUUUGUACUUUUUAUAAAUUAAAAUCAUGUCGAUGUUCAAAUGACGUUCAAUACAUUACAUUCUGGGGGUGGUGUUUAAUUGAGAAGACACGUCUAAAUGAAUAGACAACAGUAAAUAUUGUAUAAGUCAAAUAUGAUAGCAUUUUAGCUAAUCCUCUUUUUAAAAUCACAAUUUAAUAUAUUCAAUAUUGAUAUGGUAGAUUUUUAACUGUCAGUUUAUUUUAUCCAACUGUUCAGUUGAGAUGAUAGUAAUCUGUUUUAGAGAUAACAGUAUCAUAUUUUUGUAUAUUCACAAUUUUUUUAUCCUCGUAUUUGGGUGGAAGAAUAUUUUGUUUUGAUUGUAUGUUAAUGUAGCUCACAUUAAACAACUUCCAUUUUCGUUGGUACUAAAAUCGCUUGGUUGAUUGAUAAUAGUAACAUUUAAAAAUGUGGUUGUUAAUCAGUACUUAAGUUUUUUCAAUCCACAAACCUCAUUAUUUUAUAUCAAAUAAAAAAUAGAUUGUUUAGAAAACAUUUCUAUUUUCUGUGAUAAUGUUAGAAAUUACCAUCCCAAAUAUAUUUUAGAUGGAGAUGAAUUCCAUAUUAGUAAGUUAAGGGGACAAGCUAUAGUUUUUCACAGUAUAUACUUACCCAAGCCAUUGAAAUUAUGUUGGUCACAUUGGAAACCGUAGCUUUUAUAUAAUAAUAAUAAUAAUAAUAAAAUAAUAUAAUAUGA